UACUACAUAAAUAUUAAUAAGGGUGGAACAAAGGUAAAUAAAUUACAUGAUUAUCACGAGCGUGGACGUUAAAUGUGUUUGCUUUUGUAGCAAUGGUGCACGAAUUGUUUACUUAAAAAUAAUCUGGGAAUAAUUCGAAAUUAAUUGAACGUGAUUUUAAAUAUCGAUGAAUAGUGAAUGGAUUGCAAUUUCGAUUGCUUUUAUUCAGUUUAUCCAAGGGUCGAAGAUGGAAGGUAACCAAUCUUUGUGGCUUUUGAAACCUAUCUACUUUAUAACAACGAUCCUUGCGAUAACUCCGGGUUACAGUUUCGUGCAGAAUGCGCCCUUGUCGAUAAGCAAGUUUUACGGUUACGUCUUCAUCGCUCUUCUUCUGAGCGCAAUAAGUUAUUCUCUGUACGGAAGAAUUAAGUACUUCGGCGUUUCGGAUAUAGCGACGUACGUGUUCUUGAGCUUCAUCUCGUAUGCAGGAUUGAGUUUGGCGAAUUUAAGUGCUUGUGUUAACAUCAAAUUGAGAAAAGGUAACAAAUUGAUCAAUCUUCUGCAAGGUUUCGUGGAUAUCGACAAGAAGUUGAACCGGAUUCCACCAAAGGAAAUCAGGUACAAAUUCUACUUGGAGCUGUGCAUCUACUACGUCAUCUUACUAAUAUAUACCUGUUACGAUGAGAUGUACAAGAUCUUUCUUUUCGGACGCUCCUUCGAGUUCUAUUUAUUCUUGCGAAAAUCGCAGAUCUUUCUUAGUCUUAGCCUUGCAAUGCUUAUCCACAGUUUAGUGAUCAACUUUAGGUACAGAUUUGCGUGUCUUAACGAGAUGCUGCAGAGCUGUGCUCUCCGCAAAAGCAAACACGGGAACAUGGAUACUAUCACCGUUUGCUUCAUCAAGCUCACUCAAAUGGUUGACGUCUUCAACGAAAUCUUCGGAUGGCAACUCUUGUAUCUAGCAGUCAACUUCGUUCUUGGACUCCUGCACAUUAUCAACGGCGCAAUUAUAGAAAUAUCCAAAAUGCCGAUAAGCGAUAUUCCAAUACACUUUUGGUUGAACUUAGGAUUAUACUUAAUUUCAAUACUGAUCCUUUGCGUACCUCUCGCCUCAUCCUGCAACGCUGCUGAAGAAGAGUCCCAGCAAACCGCCAUUUGGUGCUACUCUAUAAUCUCCACUUUAGGAGGAAGAAGGGAAUUGGCCGAAGUUAGAAAAGAUUUGAUCAUGCUGGCUUCCAUCAACACUUCACACUAUUCUGCUGCAGGAUUCUUCGACGUUAACCAUACCAUGCUCUUCACGCUAUUCGGAUCGGUUACAUCAUAUUUAAUAGUGCUCAUACAAUUAAAGGACAUGAAAAUAUGA
This is a messenger RNA of Nicrophorus vespilloides, 1339 nucleotides long. It is a transcript of the gene Gr68a, whose product is annotated as putative gustatory receptor 28b. The transcript has 2 exons. The record is from RefSeq and is a predicted model, not a curated record. Lineage: Eukaryota; Metazoa; Arthropoda; Insecta; Coleoptera; Silphidae. The coding region runs from base 167 to 1339 and encodes 390 amino acids. Gene Ontology annotation, cellular component: dendrite; membrane; axon. Gene Ontology annotation, biological process: sensory perception of taste.